Molecule: messenger RNA, 1231 nt
Organism: Ciona intestinalis (vase tunicate)
Lineage: Eukaryota; Metazoa; Chordata; Ascidiacea; Phlebobranchia; Cionidae
Source: RefSeq, a predicted model, not a curated record
GUAACCGUACAUUUUAUAUAUAGUCGCUUUUUAAUUAUUUCCAAGCUACAUAUCCUAUACGGUCCAAUAACAAAGCAUUUUUGGUACUCAAAAUAUUAGCAAAAGUUUGCACCUCGGCAUGGAGACAGUUUUCAGUGAAUUUACACUUGUUGAAUUCAGGUAUUAUAAAAAGAUAGUUUAGAUUAACAAAAGCUAUGGAGUUUGAACAUGAUGAUGAGCUGUUGGAAUGGGAUAUGGAAAUCGACGAGAAUUUUGAAGAUGCUCUUGAUGAUGACGGAGAGCGAUACGACCAGCAAGACGAAAGGGCUGUGAUAAGAAAACGAAACAAACAAGACAGGUGGGCGACAACACGUGAUGACGAAGACCCGGAAACUAUCCAAGAAAGGUGGUCGGGUGAUGGCCAUUCUGAAGGCUCGCUUGAAUAUGAAGAUGAAAAUACUCAACAACCAGAACCGAAAAAGGCGGUUAAGUUAACCGAGAUGAAAGUAAUGAAUGAAAAUGCUGCGAAAUUGAAAACAUCUGCUGAAAGCCCAACAGAAGAAGGCACGUGGUCUACGUUCAUUGGAAAAGACAAAAGACAAAAAAGUUCCAACAAAAACAGUUUCUCCGCUUUGGGAUCACCUGCUCGGAGCGAAGGCGGGAAGUUUCAAGUGUUAGAUGAAGACGAUGGCGACAUAACAAGCUACGAUAUGCCUCCAAUGGAGUUUCGUGGCAGUUUAAAAACCAAUGACUACAACCCUAACAGGCCUUCAUCAUGCUUCUGCAUCGUUUUCCGAUACAUCGCCAUUGCCCUACUAUGCUUCACCAUCGGCCUUGCAUUUGGCUACCUGGUUGGUUACAAGCAGAUGACCUACCACCAAGUAACCGAAAGACCGCCGGUUGUCACGUCGAUAAGAAGCAUUGCGGAAAACAUAACCUUACCCAACACUGCUACACCAGUCGACGAAAACAGGCGGUCGUCGCUUGGACUUCAGGGCGGUAGCAUAUUGUUUUAGUACGCUUAGACAGUUAACGUUGUUUUCAUUGGUACUUUUAAUAUUGCCGCUAUUUCCCAGAAGUUUGUUAAGUUGUAACAUAUAUGUGUGAAUUAUCGAUUCCGAGGUUCCGAACUCUUAAUCCAGUCAAACAGUAAAACGUAUAUUGUGCUAAUCAAAAUGUAAAUUGUGUACAUAUUGUAUUACAGUAAUCGGUAUUGUGAUGUGCAAUAAUAAAGAACCAAAUCUUGGCCAUA